UAGCGAGUGCUCACACAACAGUUCUCAUGCUACGUGCAAGCAGCACAUUUGAAGAGGGAGCCCCAGCAGCCUGCCCGGAGGAUGAAUGAACCCUACAGCCCCACAGCGCCCAGACCCAUGACCAACACCUCGCCCAGCACCAUGAAAAUGUUCAUGUGCUUCCUCACAGUAUUUAUGGUAGCACAGACGAUUGGGACUGUACUGGUCUGUUUGUAUCUUCACAUGAAGAUGGACAAGAUGGAAGAGGCGCUGAGCUUAAAUGAAGAUUACGUCUUCCUGCGGAAAGUACAGAAAUGUCAGACGGCAGAAAGUCAGAAAUCGAGCUUCUUGGACUGUGAUAAGAUUUUAAGAGGCUUCCAGGAUCUCCAGUGCAAGGACGGCGGGGUCAGCAAGGAGCAGCCGAAGUUCGAAAUGCAGAAAGGCCACGAGCGCUCCCACUCCAAGGGCAAGAACGAGACGGCGGCGGCAGCGGAGAAGAGGCAGCCGAUCGCCGCCCACCUGGCCGGGGCCAAGAGCAGCAAGGCGGUCCCAGUUUUAGAGUGGAAGACGACGGGAUACGCGCCCAUGAACAGCCUGAUCUCCUACCAGGCCGGGAAACUGAAGGUGGAAAGAGCAGGGCUCUACUACAUCUACUCACAAGUCAGCUUCUGCACCAAGGCGACGGCUUCGGCACCGUUCACCCUCUAUAUUUAUUUGUACCUCCCCAUGGAAGACGACCGGCUCCUGCUGAAAGGACUGGACACGCACAGCACGUCGACAGCUUUCUGCGACCUCCAGUCCAUCCGGGAGGGCGGCGUGUUCGAACUGCGGGAGGGCGACAUGGUCUUUGUCAACGUGACAGACUCAACGCUAGUGAACUACAGCCACGGCAGCACCUACUUUGGCAUCUUCAAGCUGUAGUGGGGAGGCCCGCCCCGGCUUUGCGGAGCAAAGGGUCUUUCCCUCUUUCCCCUAUUUAUGUUCCUCUGCAUCUUUAUU
Messenger RNA from Rhea pennata, 978 nucleotides. It is a transcript of the gene CD40LG, whose product is annotated as CD40 ligand. The transcript is spliced from 6 exons. Gene Ontology annotation, molecular function: tumor necrosis factor receptor binding; CD40 receptor binding. Lineage: Eukaryota; Metazoa; Chordata; Aves; Rheiformes; Rheidae. Bases 82 to 900 code for a protein of 272 amino acids. The record is from RefSeq and is a predicted model, not a curated record. Gene Ontology annotation, cellular component: membrane. Gene Ontology annotation, biological process: immune response.